CCAAGACUCUUACCUCUUCACAUCUUUCCCUGUGGUCAUCCAGCAAGAGCAAGGAAGCAUUGGCCAUGGGGAGGCCAAAACCCAAGGCUGGGGCCUUGGGGCUAAGCGUGCAAUUUGGAUAGGUAGGGGUUCAGGGAGUGGUUCUCACGAUCAUGUUUGGGGGCCCGGGAGCCCUUCGGGGCCGAGUAGAGGAACUCAAACGGCCCUGGUGGAGAGAGGCCCUACCCCUGGUCCUGAAGCACAGUGAAGCUGCCCGGCUGGCUGCCGAUGCCCUCCUGGAACAUGGUGAGGCCGCCUAUCUUCGAGUCAUUGCUGAGGAGCGUGAGCUGCCCUUCCUUUCUGCCCUAGACCUUAACUACAUGACCCAACAUGUUCGUGGAGGCCCUGAGAUUGGGGAUAGUGGUGAGAGUGGAGAUAAAGAUGGCAAGGCAGGCCCCCAGACCUCUGGCACCACUGACCGGCUCAGCUUCAUCUCUCAGGCCACGUCUGGCACCUAUUUCCCAGCAGCAACAGAUGCUGAACCACCUGCCCUGGACCUGGGUUGGCCUGAGGUACCCCAGGCCACAGGCUUCAGCCCCACACAAGCUGUUGUCCACUUCCAAAGAGACAAAGCCAAGAACAUCAAAGACUUACUGCGCUUCCUCUUCAGCCAAGCUCGCACGGUACAAGACUGGAUGGUUGUGGCUGUGGUAAUGGAUGUGUUCACAGACAUGGAGCUGCUCUGUGAUUUGAUGGAGGCUUCAGGACGUCGGGCUGUGCCUGUUUACCUGCUGCUGGCUCAGGACAGCUUGCACCACUUCCUGGAGAUGUGCUACAAGAUGGAUCUCACUGGGGGCCACCUGCCGAACAUGCGUGUGCGGAGCAUUUCUGGGGACACCUACUGCAGCAAGGCAGGACGACGCUUCACAGGGCAGGCACUAGAAAAAUUUGUCAUCAUUGACUGUGAGCAGGUGGUGGCUGGGAGCUACAGCUUCACAUGGCUCUGCAGCCAGGUUCACACCAGCCUCGUGCUGCAGCUUCGGGGCCGAAUUGUUGAGGACUUCGACCGAGAGUUCCGCUGCAUGUUUGCUGAGUCUCAGGCUGUGGAGGGCUUUUCUGGCGGGGAGGAAGAUGUCUUGACUCCUCGGGCUCCCCGCCCACCCCCACCUCCUCUGGCUUUUGAGUCAGGCCUCCCUAGUUCACCAUCUACCUCACCAAUUGGCCCUAGCCUUGGCAGUGUCAAAUGUUCCCCCCUUACAAGCUCUUCCUACUGUGGGCUGCCUGGAGGUGGUGGCGGCAUUGGCUUCAAUGGUCUUGUGGCUUCCGGUUCCCCUGGUUCUGGCUGUCACCAAGCCAGUGGCCCCUUUCCCUUGCACCGGCGAUUAUCAGACCCCAACCACAACCCAACUAUAGCUUAUCGACCCAGCUUAGGCACACUGGGGACAGCUCCUUGGGCUCAGUCAUCGCCAGCCCUCAAUCAGGAAGGACUAGGGUUGGGGUUUGGGCUGGGGGUAGGACCAGUAACGGGACCAGGGCUAGGGAACCCUCUGAUUUCUCGCCAGCUCCACCUUGUGCCCCUUCCUCGACUUCCAGAGAAUGGGCUUGCCCAUAGCCAGGAGCCCAGCCUACCCAGGGGCCUCUGUGGAAUGCCUACAUUAGCCCCAGAAGUGAGUCAGAAGCCACUACAGGAGAGGAAGCCAUCCCCUCCCAGCCAUAACUAUGGACGACUGGACCUCCUCCCCAAGGGUUCUCAGACACCUGGUUCUGGGAAUCCAGGCUCUGGGGACCAUGCCAAGGUCAGGGAGCAGUCUGUGGAUCAGAGGCGACCAACUCUGGGCCAGCUGGACCUUGUGGCUAAAUAUGGUCCAUUCCGGAUGGAGGGGACAGGGCCAGUUAGGACCUCUACCCCAGAUUCCAUGGGCAGAGCCAAGGUGGCCUCUGAAGAUGAGAAGCGGCUGACCCUGGGCCACAGCAAGUUAGACCUCAUCACUAAAUAUCACAGGCUACAGGGGAUAAAAAGGAGCCCAGACCCAGGUGUCCCUGGCAUCCGUAGUGUUUCUAGCCCACGGGAAUCUGUUGUUUCUGGUGUACCUACUGUCCCUAACCCACAGGAGCCCAGUGUCUCCAGUGUUCCUGGUCCUCAAGCAUCCUGCAUCCCUGCUGGUUCCCAGAAUCAUACUCCUGGGGAUGAGAAAUGUCUGACUUUGGGUCACAGCAAGCUGGAUCUCAUCACUAAAUAUAACAAAUCCAAGUUCAGACUGAUUCGAAGCCGCUUUGAGACCUAAGACCCCUUUGCCUGCCUCUUAGACCCAGGAUCUAUAGGAAACACCUGUGACUGGUCCUAGUUCAUUGCUGGUCUGACCUGUCACAGACACAAGGGUUAGAACCAGAGGCAAGUGUCACCAGGGGCCAAGGCUACUGCUCCCUCAACCCUACUGAUGCCUAAUGUCCCUGACACUUAACCUCUUCACCUAAAAUUCCAACCUACUGAUCCCAACGCCACUAACUACAACCUCAUUUCUGACCUACUGACCCUGCUCCCCAUCUCCACCCCACUAUGGACUGUAUUUAUCCACUGAUAUUCAACCUCACUGAACCCCACCCAUCUGACUUCCCACCAUAACGAACCUGAUUUGUGACCUCAACACACUCACAGAUCAACCAGUAUUUACUGAUUGCUCCCUGACUUUGUGCAUAUUAACUAUGUUCCAGGUGUGGGGGUGGGGGGGGGAAGCAAAGGUUGUGGAUAGGAUUAUCACAACUAAGGUAAUGAGCUCUCUAUCAUUAAUAUGGUCCUAUCUGAAUGAGGCUUCCUUAACCUCUGAGGUCCCUGACCCAGAAACAGGUGAGGACACCUGUUCUGCAGGAUGGAGUCUGGAAAGCAAAUUGCCAGAUUUGUCCUGCCUGGCUCCUGGGGCUGCUACUAGAAGGAAGGGAGGAACCAGGAAAGGGAGAGAAGAGGAGGACUAGAACAGUCCCCCAAGAUAGGGGAAGGUACCCAAAGCCAAGGAGACGUCCAGAACAGGGAUGCACCAACAAGUCGGUCGACCGGACAAGCACACAAUACGUGCAAACCCCCUCCCCCGGGGUCACAUGGGACAACCCUUUCCCUGGGCCACAUCAAUGUCCAGUCACAGUGGAAAAUUAACACAAAUAAACUUAAGCGUCCCUGACCAA
Vombatus ursinus (common wombat) is the source of this 3156-nucleotide messenger RNA. It is a transcript of the gene SACK1C, whose product is annotated as family with sequence similarity 83 member C. Gene Ontology annotation, biological process: epidermal growth factor receptor signaling pathway. Bases 153 to 2264 code for a protein of 703 amino acids. Lineage: Eukaryota; Metazoa; Chordata; Mammalia; Diprotodontia; Vombatidae. The transcript has 4 exons. The record is from RefSeq and is a predicted model, not a curated record.